This is a messenger RNA of Vitis vinifera (wine grape), 1529 nucleotides long. RefSeq lists its product as uncharacterized. NCBI's taxonomy places the organism in Eukaryota, Viridiplantae, Streptophyta, Magnoliopsida, Vitales, Vitaceae. The record is from RefSeq and is a predicted model, not a curated record. The coding region runs from base 248 to 1294 and encodes 348 amino acids. Gene Ontology annotation, biological process: transcription by RNA polymerase III. Gene Ontology annotation, molecular function: DNA binding. The transcript is spliced from 9 exons. Gene Ontology annotation, cellular component: RNA polymerase III complex.
AUAAGUUUAGAAUUCCGGAGCCCGACAAAGUGGAAGCUUGACUGAACUGGCAGAACUCCCAAUCUCCCAACCCUAGGUCCCGAGUUCGAACCUUUUCCUUUUCCACUUUCUUCUUCGUCUUCCUCCCCUAACCCUGAUCUUCAUCUUCCUGUUCAAACACUAAAUUUCUGUCAAAUUGCAGUUUUCUUUGGAGAUCUGUGACCCAAAUAUCUCACUUCAGUUCUGUAAUUCUGCUUACGUAUAACCCAUGGAUCACAAUGAGUCCUCUUCCGUCUCUCCCAGAAAGGUCAGGUUUGCCCCGAAAUCACCUCCUCGGAGAAAGCCUAAAACUACAGCCCCCCAACCAGUGGUGGCCGAAGAAGAGGACGAAGCUAAACGAGCUCAAUAUCUCUUACGCCGUGUUAAUGAGAAGCUCAGGAGACAAGGGCCUAAAGUUGAAAAGACAUCUUCAGUACAAGUUGUGUUUGGUCCUGGAGCCGCUACUCCAUCAGAUACCAUAAGGACAUUUGGUGUUCAUAGGGAUGGGAAUAGUGAUAAGAGCAGUGGAAUGGAACUGAAAGUUUCUACCCCUGAUCAUGAGGAAAUUGCAGUUUCUUCACCUUCAACCACAAAACCGGAUGAAACCAAUGGAUAUUUUGCAGAUGCUACUGAUGAUUCAGCUCAGAUCAGGAAAAGAUAUAAAGAACCUUGGGAUUAUGUCCACUCUUACUAUCCUACUACUCUUCCUUUGAGAAAGCCUCACUCUGGUGACCCAGAAAUUCUGGAUGAGGCAGAAUUUGGUGAGGCUUCAACUAACUUGGAAUAUGAUGAGAAAACCAUAAAUCCUGCUUCAGAACUUGGGCUGUUGGAGGAGAGUGAGAAAGGAAGGAUGUUUUUGUUUCAGCUUCCUGCUAAUUUGCCCUUAUUUAAGCAAUCACCUAGUGCAAAGGGCAAAGAGAUAGUUGAAAAUUCAACAUCACUGGAAGGCAUUUAUGCUUCUGCAAAGGGGAAACAGGUAGCUAGAAGUUCACUGUCAUCAAAAAGCAUAGGUACUUCAGAACAUAGCUGCAGGUUGGAAGAUUUAGCUGGGGGACAUAUAGGCAAAAUGCUGGUUUACAAGAGUGGAGCAAUCAAGCUGAAGCUGGGAGAAAUUCUCUAUGAUGUUUCACCUGGUUUAGAUUGUACAUGUGUUCAAGAUGUGGUGGCGAUCAACACAGUAGAUAAGCAUUGUUAUGCCCUUGGAGAGCUUGGCAAGCGUGUUAUUGUCACUCCUGAUGUUGAUUCCCUCCUGGAUUCAAUGAUUGCCUUGGACUAACUGUAAUAAGGUUGUAGAUAAUGUGACGGCAUUUAGGAUUCCUAAUGAACCGUCAAGGCAGCAGGUUUGCAUGGUGUAUACAUGAAUUUGAAGUUCCUGCACUAGUAUGCCACUUGAUUCCCCAUAUGACACAAAAUCCCUUUUAUGUACAUAUAGCAGGUUCACAUUCUGGACCUGUCAUAUUCACUAGACAAUAUUGAGCAAAAUGUGCAAAAGUUGUGUAGCCUUCUAGUCA